Rhodotorula graminis WP1 is the source of this 971-nucleotide messenger RNA. RefSeq lists its product as uncharacterized. The coding region runs from base 33 to 971 and encodes 312 amino acids. The transcript has 4 exons. NCBI's taxonomy places the organism in Eukaryota, Fungi, Basidiomycota, Microbotryomycetes, Sporidiobolales, Sporidiobolaceae. The record is from RefSeq and is a predicted model, not a curated record.
CUGCCUGCCCUUUCGCUCGACUCGAGCCUCGCAUGUCUGCCUCCCGCUACCCGGCACUCGGCGAGCCAGGCCCGAGCACCUCGAAGCGCCGCCGAGUCGACACCCUCGAGCCCGAGACGGCCCACGAGCGGCACCAGCGCCUGUACGCCCUCAAGCGCUCGUACGACCGAGGCAGGCCACCGCCCAGACCCGCUUCCAAGCACGAGCUCGACGUCCUCAAGGAGCGCCACCAGUUCGUGCGCGACAGCAACGUCGAUCCCGCGACCCUGUCGUGGGAGGACCAGCUCGCGUUCAAGCACUACGAGACGCUCUUCAAGGAGUACGCGAUCGUCAACCUCAAGCAUUACAAGAGCGGCGCAGUCGCGCUCCGGUGGCGCACCGAGACCGAGGUCCUGUCCGGCAUCGGCCACCUCACUUGCGCGUCCCUGCGCUGCGCCCACCACGAGCCCUCGCCGUCGCUCCUCGCCGCGCUCGAGCUCGACGACGGCGCGGCGCCGCCCGACCCGGACGACGAGACGCCGCUCGUCGACGCGCGCCUCGAGGAGCUCGAGGUCCCGUUCGGGUACGACGAGCGCGGCGAGCGCAAGAGCGUUCUCGUCAAGGUCGUCCUGUGCCGCGAGUGCGCCAAGAAGCUGCGGUACGGGCGCAGGAAGGCCAAGGAGGACCGCGAGAGGACCGCAAGCGGGUCCGUCUCUCUCUCUCCCUCUCUGUCUCGCCGGCCUAAGGAACUGACACGGUGCUCGCGUAGGGCGGUGGCGGUGCGCUCGUCGAGCAGGGAGCGAAGCCCGCGGCGAGAGCGGCCGGACGAGGACCGGCGGCGCGAGCGGGACGACAGCAGAGAACGAGUACGUCCCCCGUCCGUCUCCCUCCUCCUCAAGAACGUCACUGACUCGGGGACGUGUGCGCAGGACUCGUCGAGGCACAGUGGGCAGCGUGCGAGCAGCCGGCGCGAGCGCGAGGGGGAGCGAUGA